UACGGUUAAGUCAGACGUGUAUCUAUCAGGACAUUUCCUCUUCUAACAGCUGCAACAUGAAUCAUUCCUAUGAGCCGUCGCUUGUUUUUCUGAGACAAUAGACUCAUGCAUUGUAAACAGGAUGUCAACCAACUUGGCGUUAUACUUAGAAAAUCUUCAAAAAGACCCCGGGAUGGAUAGUGAAACAGGGAUAAUGUCUAUCGACCAGGGAGGAGAGUGGGACAUUAGCCUGUUUGAUGAGCUCGACUACAUGGGAGAUGCAGAAGAGCUGCUUCAGGCCCUGGAGCAUGGCAGCUAUGCCAAUGAGGGUUCAGACCUGGACUUUGACAUCGACAUACUGCCGUGGAAGGAAGUUGACGGGAGCAGCUGCACAGAUGGUGAGGUGAGCGUGGACUCUCUGUCACCUGCUCACACUCUGAGCUCCGCCCCCUCCCCUGGCUCUGUGGAGGCCCUGUCCCCAUACUUCCUACAAGACGAGGCUCUAUCUCCACAAUCUCAGCUCUCUCCUGUUUCCUUCUGCUCAGAGUCCAGCAGCUAUUCUGUAAACUCUCCUCCAGCUAAGAAAGCUCCGAAGAGGAACAGCCAGACGGCGCGAGCCAGACAAGCUCAGCCAAUCAAGAGGCCGAUUCAGAUUGGCCCAAAGGUUUCUAUCCAGCCGAAGCCCCUGAUUACAGCUGUGCCCCUCGCUCAUGCUGCCCCCCUGCAGACAAAGACAAUCAUCAUCCAGCCCCUGCAAACCACUGUGCUGCCUGUCAUCAAACAAGCUCCGAUCUGCAUCCAACCAGCGCCCCCUCCAGGACGUCCCAUAGUGCUAUCUCAGCCAACCCAGGUGCUUCAGAUCCAGACAGCAGGGGCCAUCACCGCCAAUGUGGUCGCCAUGCCAACGCUCACCCAGGACAGGCCCUUCCCCCUCGCUGCUCCUCCGUCGGUCUCACUCACGCUUCGCUCCCCUUCCUCAGAUGAUGAUUCAAAGAUCUCCCAGAGGCAGCAGCGCAUGAUAAAGAACCGCGAGUCGGCGUCCAUGUCUCGGAAAAAGAAGAAAGACUAUCUGCUCACGCUGGAAGGUCGCCUGAAAUUUGCGCUGUAUGAGAAUGAGUCGCUCAAGAGUGAGAAUGGCAAUCUGAAGAGGCAGCUGGAGGGCAUACUGAGUGAGAACACGGUCCUGAAGGUAACGGCGCCCAAGAGGAGAGCCGUGUGUCUCAUGGCGGUGUUGGUGUUCGUCAUGCUUAAUGUGGGACCAAUGAGUCUGUUCCAGGGUGGCCCUGGCUCAAAGCUCAGAGAUGUGUCCCUGCAGCAAGGCGGCAGACACCUGUUGGCUUUCUCCUCGGAGGCAGAAACUGAGGCUGGGAUGGACCCCGAUUCUCUCGGCCCUGGCCCCUCUGAGACGGGCGACAGCUCUGAGGAUAAAUCCCUGAUGGUGGUGAAGGACCCCAUCCUCCUCAGACCCCCUGCCCCCUGCCAGCCCCCUGUUAACAGGACCAAGUGCUUAGAGCUGGCCCAUGAGUUGCGGGGCUGGGUCCACCGUCAUGAAGUGCAGCAGACCAAAUCCAGGCGCAUGAGUAACGGCAAUCACAAACCCACAAGGACCUUUCUGAAAACAGAGAAUAAGGAGGAUGCCCAGACUUUGACCGUCCGAUACACAGAUACUCCCGAGGAAAAGAACCCUGGCAACGAGCUGCAGGUUUACUACGCUCCUCAUCACACAUACAGCGACUUCUUCGACGAGCUGAACCGUCGCGGCGACACUUUCUACGUGGUGUCUUUCCGCAGGGAUCAUCUCCUUCUUCCUGCCACCAGCCACAACAAAGGAAGUCGACCGAAGAUGUCAGUGGUGUUGCCAGCCAUGAACAUAAAUGACAGCAUCAUAAGGGACAAAGACUACGAGGUGAUGAUGCAGAUCGACUGUGAGGUGACGGACACGAGGAUCAUCCACAUCAGGUCGUCCAGCAUCCCGCCUCUGCUCCGGGUGAAUCGCACCGAGACGUUUUACCAACACUCUCCGACUGACAGCCAGGCCCCGCCUCCUGUCAAUGUGCUAAUGGGGUCUGCUUAAGACCAACAACAGCACCUGUUAUUAUAUAUAACUCACCAACAAAACCCAUGAGGACAAACAGAAGAUGGGGCUUCAGUUAACACUCUUUUUGUGUGAUACAUUUUUUUUUUAAACUCCCGCUGACUAGAGGUUUUUUAUUUAGAUUCUAAUGCAACACAAAGGUAGCUCAAGUGGUCAGGACUAGUCCACUGUACUCUUUAUCCGGGCAAAUAUCCGGAGGUAAUCUAUAAUAGGGUCUGCUUGCUCCUUGUGUGGCAUCUCUGACUUCUCCCUGUAACUCCAGAUGCCCCACAUAAGGGUAAUUGCUUAGCGACAGGGGGCCGAGCAUUGAACCCUGAGUCACCCCGUCAUAACACAAAUACUUGUGCAGCUCUCCUCGUGUCCACUCUUUCUUUUUUAGUUGUUAAUUUUGGGAACAAGCCACUAAGCCAGAGGAGAACACUGAAAAAUGAGUUCUGGGAUGGUCUCUGCAAGAGAUGCCAGAUUAAUUACAGGCAGCAACCUCAGGAAGUCAGGUGAUCUGUGAAAGCUAGCAGGCUGUCACUAUGUUGUUGGCUGGUUUCCAUUGGUUUAAGGAUUUCAGGCGCUUUGUUUUUAAGCAUUGUAUGAUGAAGAAUUUAGUUUUUUUUGCACUGUGCUUCUCUUAUAUUAAUAACAGAUUCAGCUACUUUACAUAUUUAUUUCUAUUAUGACAGUUAUACCAACUUCUGUACUGUGAUACAAUUCACUAAUUUCUGCUGUCAAAAGUCUUCUGUAAAGACUUGAUCUUAUUUUGUCUGAUUGUGCUUUUGUGAAAUGUGUAUUCAAAUUGACCACACAAAUCUAAAUGAGUGUACAUACAUUUAUAAAAUGGUGGAUGGGAAAGAAACGUUUUCAUUAGAACUAGGAGAUUUUUUACUUGGUGGACAUCUUGAGAUAUUCAUUACAUUUAUGACCCCUGCCCCUUUUUAUAUGAAUAUAGUCUAUGCCUUAAAAGUUGAGCUAAAUGUUUGACAUUUAACUUAUUUUGAGUCCAGACGUUUCCGUCCACGGGCUGAAUUGCACUUUUAUUAUGUGCACUUAGGCCUGAAAGCGCAAGUUAUUUUGCAUGAUGGAGUUUUAUUAUCAGAUUCGUUGUAAAGGUUGGCACUAAAAAUGCACAAACUUGUAAGAUAAGAAUAUAAGGUCUGGCUUCAAAGGCCUCAUAUUAAUGUUUCUUUAAAAUUGAUAUUGAAAAACAAAUGAUACAUCAUCAGAAUAAGAACCUUUUUGUAUAUGUUGAUUAACAAAAACAUACAAUACUUGUACCUAAAAGUGCUUUUUUUGUUUGUUUCAGCUACACAAUUGUGCAAUGGGUUAAGCUUUAGCUCAACAGAUGCACAUAAAAUACUCUUUACUUGUGUAAUCUUAAGCCAGGCCAUCUGUGUCUAUAUAUUUUUUCCUUCCUUUGAAAAUAAAAUCGAUUCACCGCAAUGUUUUCACUGCAGAACUUUGGGAGAAAGCAAGAGUACAAUUAAAGAAGCUUGUGAGGUUUUGUUUUUUGUGAAAAAUACCAAAAUAAACACUGGAUUUUACA
Messenger RNA from Gymnodraco acuticeps, 3608 nucleotides. It is a transcript of the gene atf6, whose product is annotated as activating transcription factor 6. The transcript is spliced from 16 exons. The coding region runs from base 122 to 2053 and encodes 643 amino acids. Gene Ontology annotation, molecular function: DNA-binding transcription factor activity, RNA polymerase II-specific; RNA polymerase II cis-regulatory region sequence-specific DNA binding. NCBI's taxonomy places the organism in Eukaryota, Metazoa, Chordata, Actinopteri, Perciformes, Bathydraconidae. Gene Ontology annotation, cellular component: nucleus. The record is from RefSeq and is a predicted model, not a curated record. Gene Ontology annotation, biological process: regulation of transcription by RNA polymerase II; endoplasmic reticulum unfolded protein response.